UCCCGCUCUCUAUUCGAGGACACACGGGGUUCAGAUCAUAAUGAAUUAAACUCUGACAGAAUACAGGUAGGAUUCUUGUGUAGUACAGGAAAGAGCAUGCUCAUCAAUACGCUAUUUUAUUCAUUCGCGGGAUGUUCUAUGUCGUUUUGGAGAGACACGGAAAGGCAAUUUAAUUUCUGAAGCCGACAUUUCUUCUCUUGGAAUAGAACACAAGACGCACUUCAACUUCGGAUUGGCUCGAGAGGAAACGUCGUUCGCUGCUUUGAAGCAUACUAAGUAAAUUAAAUUAUUCUUUGCGGUGACGAAAAUUGAGUUUGAAUACAUUUAAAUCGAUAUCUUCCACAGACACACACACACACACCGCUAUUUCGUCUGAUGUUUGGACGGCUAUCACUGAGCCGAAACUAUGUGAUAGAAAUCCGUCACGGAUUUGACUAAAGACGCGCCGCAGAUAAAGGAAUAACAAAUCUUCAGAGAAACAAAAAACCUCAUCGCUGUCUGAAGUCUGACGGAAUGGAGCCUUCCAUAGUAUUACUGCUUACGACACUUUUCGGUUUGGGUGAGGGGUCGUCCCACAACUACUCAGAGGGCCGCUCCAACCGCCUGCUGUCCCUGGAGAAGAUGUUCGGUCGUCCUGCGAAACACUCCCAGUGUCAUCACAAGUUGAAACAUCUCCACCACGGGGCCCGGAUCACCGUCCAGAUGCCCCCCAACAUAGAGGGUCACUGGGUCUCUACCAGCUGUGAGGUACGUCCUGGCCCAGAGUUCCUGACGCGGUCGUACCGGUUCUUCCCGAACAACACAUUCCAGGCCAACCAGUUCUACUACAGGGACAACCACUGCACCAGCCCCACCUACACCCUGGUGGUCCAGGGACGGCUGAGGCUCAGACAGGCCUCCUGGAUCAUCAGAGGAGGAACAGAGGCUGACUACCAGCUUCACCACACACAGGUGGUGUGUCACAGCGCGGCCGUGGCCAGGGACCUGAGCCAGAGGUUAAACCAGAGCUGUCCGGGCACCGUGAGGAUCAAAGCACCCUGGGAACCCAACGUCAGCUACGAGCUGUGGAACGAGGAGGGCUGUGACUGUUCCAGAGAGAUCAACCUCUCCAUACACGAGCUACAGCUGCUGCGUGUGGAGAAACAGUACCCUCAUCAUAACUUGGACCACAUGGUUGAAGAGCUGUUCCUGGGAGACAUCCACACUGAGGUAGCCCAGAGGAUGUACUAUAGACCCUCUAGUUACCAGGCCGCGCUACAGAGUGCCAAGAACCAUGACCCCGGCUGCGUCCCCUGUCGUAUCAUCUACCGGUCGGAUGAGUUCCACCCUCCCAUCCUGGCGCCGCGGGCGGACAUGACAGUGGGGCUGACUGGCCAAUGGGUGAGCCAGCGCUGUGAGGUCCGUCCUGAGGUCCUCUUCCUGACCCGUCACUUCAUCUUCCAUGACAACAACCACACCUGGGAGGGCCACUACUACCACUACUCUGACCCCAUCUGCAAACACCCCUCCUUCAGUAUCUACGCUAGAGGGAGGUACAGCCGAGGGACGCACUCAAGCCGAGUUAUGGGAGGCACGGAGUUUGUCUUCAAAGUGAAUCACAUGCGUGUGAUGCCCAUGGACCUGGCCAUCACGUCCCUCCUCAACGUGUUCAAAGGUAACGAAUGUGGCACCCAUGGUUCCUGGGAGGUCGGAGUUGAACAGGACGUCACCCUGACCAAUGGCUGCGUGGCGUUGGGGAUCCGCCUGCCCCACACAGAGUACGAGCUGUUCCGGAUGGAGCAGAACGCCCACGGACACCUACUCCUCUACAACGGACAGAGACCCUCAGACGGGACCAGCCCCGACCGGCCAGAUAAACGAGCAACCUCGUACCAAAUGCCCCUGGUCCAGUGUUCAGCUAGCAGCCAGAGGUCAGAGGUCGUGGGAGGGGAAGACGAGGACCAACCCCUGAGGCUGAGUAAUGGUGGAACCAGAAUGACGUGGAACCAGAACCGGAGGGAUGUUGUUGUGGUUCUGACCGCGCUGGUACUGUUGUUCCGAUGUUACAGCUAAGAACUGACAGUCUGGUUUUUCAUAGUUAAAGAACAGACCUAUUGGUUUUUGUACAUAAAGACACUGACUGUGUGGAGGACUGUGAACCGUGAGAGAGGACUCUAAUCUGACUCUACUUCGGCGUCAACCCUGAGGGAAAGGAGAAUGCUAGUUGCCUUUGGCGCACUUGAACUUUUGAAAUAUAUUUUUGGGCUCUUUUAAAAGCGAUGGAAGCGUUUAAAAGACAAGGUGGAGAUAGAGUGGAGAAAGAGUGGAGAUAGAGUGGAGAUAGAGUGGAGAUAGAGUGGAGCGAGUGGAGAUAGAGUGGAGCGAGUGGAGAUAGAGUGGAGCGAGUGGAGAUAGA
This is a messenger RNA of Oncorhynchus mykiss (rainbow trout), 2395 nucleotides long. Its product is annotated as protein APCDD1-like. Gene Ontology annotation, cellular component: plasma membrane. Lineage: Eukaryota; Metazoa; Chordata; Actinopteri; Salmoniformes; Salmonidae. Gene Ontology annotation, biological process: negative regulation of Wnt signaling pathway. The record is from RefSeq and is a predicted model, not a curated record. Gene Ontology annotation, molecular function: Wnt-protein binding.